Molecule: messenger RNA, 2145 nt
Organism: Pedinophyceae sp. YPF-701
Lineage: Eukaryota; Viridiplantae; Chlorophyta; Pedinophyceae
Source: the annotation of a GenBank genome assembly
AUGGGUGCUUCCGGAGGAGCUUCCGAGGCGGGGGCGCCGGCGAAGGCCGAAAAAGGCCCCGUCCGGGAUUUGGCGAAAGCACAGCCGCUGACCGUGGCGUGCACCCCGACCAGCUCCAUCCCGCUCACCGUCGCGGACCUCAAUGCGCUGAUUCGGCGGGAGCUGAGCGGCCAAGACGUCCAGUACUGGAUCGACCUCGCCACCCUCUUCGAGGGCGUCCUCGGCUGGGAGCUGUCGUGCGCCAAGCGGGACCUCCUGCAGAAGCUCGAGCUCCUCCUUUCCGCGGGGAACGACCGCCCCAUUUUCACCACGGGGGAGUUCGACUACCACGACAGCGCCUUCAUGGACAAGCUCGAACAGGACUUUCUGGAGGAGCUGGUCGGGGUGCUCGACAUCUGCGGGUACCGCGGGGUGACGCAGCGGGCGUGGGAGCUCGCGGGCGAGGAGGAGUUCCUCUUCGCGCUCCCGCUCAAGGUCGAGUACAGCACCCUGGACGACAGGCUGCUGUCGACGUUCUGGAACCGCAGGCCCAAGGAGCGGGCGCAGCUGGCCGAGUUCUUCGACCGCGUGAUGGUGUUCUACCGCGGCGUCGGCGAGCUGCGCACGACGGGGCGCUUCAUCCCCGAGAAGACGGAGCUGCUGCUGGACUACAUCGUCUGGAGCCCGCUGCGCGCCAUCGGGCGCGUGCUCACGCUGCGCUGGGGCGCCGACGACGAGCCGAACCUCGCGCACCUCGAGCCGCACUCGACGGCGGUGCGGUACGUGGUCCGCCGGACGCUGCGCCGCACCCUGACGUCAGCGGGCCAGGUCCUCAAGCACCUCUUCCGAGAGGUGGAAAUCACGGAGCCCGCGUUCGAGUCCGUGGUGACGGUGUACCGCCGGAAGUUCCCGACGGAGGACCAGGCGGUCACCGGGGCGUUCACGCCCGCGGUGUUCAUAUCGGGCGAGAAGCCCCCGCAGCCCAAGGGGCCCAGCGAGAAGGCCACGUACGGCCGGCUGGGCGAGAAGUCGUACCGCGGGGGGGAGGCCGCGGCGCAGGCGGCCGCGACGAAGAUCCAGGCGGCGUACCGCGGGACGGUCGCGCGGCGCGACACGCUCAAGCUGAAGCGCGCGAAGCUCAAGGGCGAGCGCGUGACGCACCUCCCGUUCACGCGCAACCUGUACGUGAAGCGCUUCCGCGAGAUCCCGAUGGCGGACCUCGAGAUGGUCAUGCCGGACAAGAAGGUCACGGUCUCGAAGCUGCGGCUCCUGCAGUUCGUCGUCACGACGCUCGUGGCUGUCGGCGGCGCGGCGUGGACGCUGCUCAACACGGACGUGGACCGGAGCGUCGUGCUGACGGUGCUCGGGGCCGUCCUCGGGCGCGUGUACAUGCAGUACACGCUCGUGCAGCGCGAGAUCCGCGACUCGACGCACGUGAUGUCCACCCUCAUGUACACGCACACCAUGGACUCCGGGAAGGGCACGCUGCACGCGCUCAUGGAGGAGAACCAGUCGCAGAUGAUGAAGGAGAUCCUCCUGACGUACCACGCGCUCCGCACCGCGCGCCGCCCGCUCACGGAGAAGGAGCUCGACCUGCGCGUCGAGGAGUUUGCCAGCACCACGCUCGGGAUGGACAUCGACUUCCAGCCCGAGCGCGCGAUCGCGUUCCUGGAGAGCGAGAACCUCGUGGCGCGCACGGCCGACAAGCUCGCCGUCACCGGCGAACUCCUGGACGCCUGCCACACCAUGGACAAGCGAAUGGACGGCAUCUUCGAUUUCAGCGGGGAGGUCGAGGCGCGCGAAAGGACCGAGGCCGGCGGCGCGCAGGGCCCCUCGGCGAGCAAGGGCGGGUCCAAGGAGAAGGCCAUGUCGCGGAACGGCACGGCGAACUACGAGCGGAGUCGCCUGCUCAGCGAGUCGUCGUCGCCGUCGCGCGGGACGGGGCUGAGGCGGUGGGACUUGUCGGCGAGGCCGUCGAACCGGAUGCGGUUCGAGAGCGAGGCCGGGGCGGUCGAGGGGUCGCAGAUGAGCGCUGAGAACUCGAUGAAGCUGCGCCGCGUCGCGGGGUCGCAGCUGCACACGAUCGACGACGGCAGCGGCAACUUGGCGGCGCCGAGCCCGCGGAAGCGCCGGGGGUUCUUCCGCGCCAAGUCGAAGGCGGAGUGA